Molecule: messenger RNA, 1948 nt
Organism: Neltuma alba
Lineage: Eukaryota; Viridiplantae; Streptophyta; Magnoliopsida; Fabales; Fabaceae
Product: E3 ubiquitin protein ligase DRIP2
Exons: 7
Coding region: 406-1701 (431 amino acids)
Molecular function (GO): ubiquitin-protein transferase activity
Source: RefSeq, a predicted model, not a curated record
AGGAGGUUGCUUCACAGAUGUCCAAUAGCCGCACUUUGAGGCACAGUGCCUCACAAUUGUAAUUGUCGGACCAUGAGAUGAGGGUGAGGUAUUCGCAUUACACGCCCGAAAAGCUUUUCCUUGCAGGUCUUGUUUUCUCUUCAUGCUCUUUCGUUCAACGCCCCCAUCAGCAAUUCCCCUCGCUGUUCUUUCCUCUCUCCAAGUUCUAACAAAUCCGCCUCGUAAUUUUCCUCACUUCUAUCCAAUUUUCAACCUUUUCCACCCCUCGGAUCCACUCCUCUUCCACGUCCACUACACCCCACAACAAUUCAACCAACCCACUCUGUAAACUAUCUCUUACGAUCUUCGGCCUUCUCUCGCUUUGGAUUCGAAUGCACCUUUCUGAGCAUCCGUUUUAGCUGAAUAAUGGCGAGCCAGGUGGUCAAAGUGGGGAGGGAGAAGCUGGAAGCGUGCAUGACAUGCCCUCUUUGUCAUAAACUGUUGAAGGAUGCUACUACCAUCUCUCUCUGCCUUCAUACGUUCUGCAGGAAAUGCAUAUACGAGAGAUUCUCAGAUGAGGAAGCAGAUUGCUGUCCAGUAUGCAAUAUUGACUUGGGCUGUCUUCCGGUGGAAAAACUGAGGCCAGAUCACAAUUUGCAAGAUAUUAGAGCCAAAAUAUUCCCUUUGAGACGAAGAAAGGUUAAGGCGCCAGAGGCAUUACCUUCAGUACCUUUGCCAGUAAAAAGGAAGGAAAGAUCACUUUCAUCAUUGGUGAUUUCUGCUCCUAAAGUUUCAAUGCAGACUGGCUUCACAGGAAAGAGAACAAAAACUGGUACAAGAAAGGCUGCUGCUUUACGCGGAUGCAAUUUUGCUGUUCAUGAAUCCAUAAAGAAGGAAGAAGUCUAUACCGAGGAUAACCCUGAUUCUUCCACAGCUGAGCCUUCUAAGAAGAAUAGGCCAAACGAAGAUGCAGAGAACAAUGUGGACCUUCCAGAAGGGAAAGUUGAUCUCUGGACGCCCUUGAACUGUCUUGUUGAAGCUGCCAACAGAACAAAAUCCUCAAAGUUAACUUCACAAGGCCUGUCUCUUGCCAAAUCAGAGCCUCCAGCUACUCCCAAUGGUGGACUAAGCGUGCCUGAAAUUACAGGCAAAUCAGAACCCUCUGCUUCUGUCCCUAGUGAAUUACGUAUGUCUAAAACCAAAAACAAGGAUAACGGACAUAAAACAAAAUUUGGAGAUGAGAAGGAUGAAAAUGUUGUGCCUCCAGGACAAGUGAGGCGGAGAAGGGUGCGUUCAGCUGGUCAGAAAAGAGCUGCAGCUCCUGAGAUUUCUGCCUCAGCCCAAGUUAUGCUAGAUGCAGUUCGGGGCAGGGGUAACAGAGAAAACUGUCCUAUUUGGUUUUCAUUGGUUGCUUCAGAAGACCAGAAAGGAGAUAUUCCCUUGCCACAGAUUUCAGCAUGCUACCUGAGAAUAAAGGAUGGUACUGUGCCGGUCUCGUAUAUUCAAAAGUACCUUGUUAAGAAACUUAAUCUUGCCAGCGAAGCAGAGGUGGAAAUAAUGUGCCGCGGUCGACCGGUGAUGCCAUCUUUGCAACUGCAUAACUUAGUUGAUCUCUGGUUCAGGACUGCCUCAUCCUCUAAAAAGAUUCCUGCUUCUGUUGGCUCCUCCGCCAAGGACUUCGUUAUGGUUUUAUCAUAUUGUCGGAAGGCCCUCCCUCUUUAGACAUUUUCUGUUCUUCUACCUCAAUUUUGCUCUAUCUUACGUUUUGUUUUUUUCUUCUCACCCAUUGAAGUCUUCUCCAAGAUAAUGAAAAUAGGAAUCAUAAGAACGUAUCGGCGCAUUUGCUGUUCCUAUGCCAUUGUUUGCCAAAGAAAUGCUUCUCUUUCGAGUUGUCACUGUUCAAAUCACAUCAUAAACUUGGGAUACUCCCACACUCAUUUCUUUCGAAUUUUUUUCAUUUGGAAUUUUU